Molecule: messenger RNA, 737 nt
Organism: Astrephomene gubernaculifera
Lineage: Eukaryota; Viridiplantae; Chlorophyta; Chlorophyceae; Chlamydomonadales; Astrephomenaceae
Source: the annotation of a GenBank genome assembly
AGGCGGGCGGCGGCGGGGGUCGGACGUCGUCGUCGGGAUCAGUCGCCAGCGCCGGCGUGAACGGGCCGCCGAGCAGCAGCGACGGCCUUUGUCUGACGAGCGAGGGGCCGUACAGCGGCGCCUACCGCCCCAUCACUGACAGCACGGAUGACAACGGCAGCACGGGUGGCGGUAGCUGCGGGGGCAGCAGCGGAGGCUGCAGUGGCAGUCCAGGCGGCAAACCAGGCGCUGAGGCGGAGGCGGCACCGACCACCGCCACCACCGCCACCACCGCAGCACCCAAUGCUGCCUCUGCUCCUGCUGCUGCUGCGGAAUUGGACCCGAGCGCUGGGAUCAGCAAGAGCGAGUGCGAGGUGGCCGUGUCAAGCCCAGCUGCUGCUGCCCCUGCUCCUGCUGCUGCUGCCCAUGGGAGGAUUGCCUGCUCCAGCCCGCUGCUGUCCGCGCUGCUCGGCAAAGGAGCGCGGGAGGACGUCCUCGCCGUCACCCAGUCGCUGCGUGCGCUGCUUCCGGAGCUGCUGGGCCCGCAGCUGGCCUGCCGAGCUGGUGGUGCCGGAGGGGGCGAGGAGGAGGGGUUGGCGGGGCAGCGGCUGCUGCUGCAGCUUGAAGACCAGGUGCUACGCUUACCUUGGCCGCCCAGUCCCAGCCUGCCCUCCAAGCCUGAGCCGCCGCAGUCCUCAUCGCUCCAGGUGCAACCGAGCAGCGGCAGCAGCAGCAGCACCACCCGCAGCACCCACAGC